Molecule: messenger RNA, 1663 nt
Organism: Branchiostoma floridae (Florida lancelet)
Lineage: Eukaryota; Metazoa; Chordata; Leptocardii; Amphioxiformes; Branchiostomatidae
Product: centrin-3
Exons: 5
Coding region: 156-659 (167 amino acids)
Biological process (GO): spindle pole body duplication
Cellular component (GO): microtubule organizing center
Molecular function (GO): calcium ion binding; microtubule binding
Source: RefSeq, a predicted model, not a curated record
GUGACAUUGGGAAGUUUACUUAUGCGCAUGGCAUGACGGGAGUUUUUAUGGGCAUGCGUAUUAGAUACCUAACCGCCAUCUUUGAUUUGGCCAGUUUUGAUGUUUGUAUUUUUUCCGUCCAAAGUUUUUCUUCGUACAGCUGUUUGACGUGAGCCAUGAGUCUGUCUUUGAGAUCUGACUUCGGUAUGGACAAGUCCAAACGUCGGAAGCGCCGAGAACUGACAGAAGAACAGAAACAGGAAAUUAAGGAGGCCUUCGAGCUGUUUGACACUGACAAGGAUCAUGCCAUUGAUUACCAUGAACUCAAGGUGGCCAUGCGUGCUCUGGGAUUUGACGUCAAGAAAGCUGAUGUGCUGAAGAUUCUACGGGACUACGAUAGGGAAGCCACGGGGAAAAUUUCUUAUGAAGACUUCUCGGAAGUCAUGACAGACAUGAUGCUAGACCGUGACCCCAGGGAAGAGGUGAUGAAGGCAUUCCGUUUGUUCGACGAUGAUGACUCCGGGAAGAUCAGCUUGCGGAACCUGCGCCGAGUGGCGCGGGAACUCGGCGAGAACAUGACAGACGAGGAGCUGAGGGCCAUGAUCGACGAGUUUGACAAGGAUGGAGACGGUGAAAUCAAUGAGGAGGAGUUCCAUGCCAUCAUGACGGGAGACACGUAAAGCAUUCUCAAACAAGCCAAAUAUUACAACCACCAUCAAUCUGUUCUGUCAUUUAGAUUAUAGUCUUGCUAUAUACUUUUAACACUCAAAACUCAGACAUCAUAUUUAUUCUGGUAUCCUCUCAUUCAGCAAGAUGUAUAUAGGCUGUAUUUGCUGUACCUCUUCAAUAGGAAAACAUAUGUUUUUCUGUCACAACUUGAUUUACCAUGUUUUUCUGUCCAUAUUCCUACAAAAUCACACCUUGCAUCAAAAAGGUGAUGGCUGUGUCAUGGGUCAUGAUUGUAGACCCCUACCUUUAACCCUGUGAAGAUUUACAUUGAGAAGUGUUUGAUUUUUUUAAAAAGAUGUACAAACUUAAUACACAUGUCUGAGUUGUAAACUAUUAUCCCAGGGGCUAUUUCAUCUAGAUGUCUCAAGAAUUGUAAGGAAAAUAUUUGAAAUCUAAUAAUUUAGGUGGAGAACAAUUCUGAAUUUCAUACAUAGAAGGGUUACAAAGAGCAUAAAAAAUGUUCCUUACCAGCUUUUUCAUGAGACUUCUAAAUGGAGCAACCCUAUAUUAAUCAGUUAGUAGAUUUUGAUAAAAAAAUAUGUGAUGUUCAUGUAUGAUAGGCUAGUAACUCUGCUAUUUAAUCUUUUCUAAUCUAAAUUGUAGUCUUUUCAUUCAAUCUAUAUUAGUUAUAGAUAUCAGAUCAAGUAGUGAGGGUUAAUUAUAUUCUCUAUCUAUAGUUUAUUGAUGGAUAUUUUUUCUUCCCCUCAUGAGUUGUAUGGGGUUUUCAGAGGGUUUCUCUCUUUUGUUUGUCUCGUGAUGCACUGCACAUGUAUACUAUUUUGUAGUUUACAGUCACAAGUACCACUCAGUGAGGAAAAUAGGAAGUGUCCUCUAUUUUUUGUUAUUUUUGAUACAAAUGUAGAUGACAUUUAAAGGUUCACUCUACAUACCUUUUCGCCACUUUGCAGCUUUCUUCUAAAAUAUGAUCAACAGCAUGAAAAAUAUUGUCAACAAA